UUGAGCCCUUAGAUUCGCUCCCGUGACGAGAAGAAAGAGACUCACGCAUUCCGCACUCUUCCAGAAAAGAACAUUUGUUUCGUAAAGAUGCAGAUCUUUGUGAAGACGCUGACUGGCAAGACCAUCACCCUUGAGGUUGAGCCCAGCGACACCAUUGAGAAUGUGAAAGCUAAAAUCCAAGACAAGGAAGGCAUUCCUCCUGAUCAGCAGCGUCUGAUCUUCGCUGGCAAGCAGCUGGAAGAUGGACGCACCCUGUCCGACUACAACAUCCAGAAGGAGUCCACUCUCCACCUGGUGCUCCGCCUUAGGGGAGGCAUGCAGAUCUUCGUCAAGACGCUGACUGGCAAGACCAUCACCCUCGAGGUUGAGCCCAGCGACACCAUUGAGAACGUCAAGGCCAAGAUCCAGGACAAGGAAGGCAUUCCUCCUGACCAGCAGCGUCUGAUCUUCGCUGGUAAGCAGCUGGAAGAUGGACGCACCCUCUCUGACUACAACAUCCAGAAGGAGUCCACCCUCCAUCUCGUCCUGCGUCUUCGUGGCGGCAAUUAAUCUGCUCAUGUUUAAUAUAUAAGUCUUGACAGUUAUCAGACCAAUUCCAAUUUCCUUUGUUCCUCUUAAUCAUUGAAUAAAGUUCUGGCAUUCCUGA
This is a messenger RNA of Sinocyclocheilus rhinocerous, 646 nucleotides long. RefSeq names its product polyubiquitin. The record is from RefSeq and is a predicted model, not a curated record. NCBI's taxonomy places the organism in Eukaryota, Metazoa, Chordata, Actinopteri, Cypriniformes, Cyprinidae. The transcript is spliced from 3 exons. Bases 88 to 549 code for a protein of 153 amino acids. Gene Ontology annotation, molecular function: protein binding.